AUGCCAGCACGAAUUAACCAGGAAGAAUCAGCUUGGUUUUAUCAUACACCUUUCGAGAGUUCUAAAUCCGACAAGCCCGCAUCCAAGCCGCUAAUGUCUCAAAUACCUGGAAUAAACGGUUGUCAUGAUGACACUGCAUCCGGAUCGACCAGGCCAUACUAUAAAGACACAGACACAAAAUACGUCCGUCUGGCAAAGCAAGGUGGUAGAAGAGAUCUACUGAACUAUCAAGAAUUUGACAAACGUCAAGAUGCAGUUGCCUAUCCUAGAGUCAACUGGUUUUAUUUGGAAGACAAUGCCCUAGAAGAUGCUAAAAAGAAAAAAGAAGUGAACUGGAAAUUUGGUGUUCCUGAAUACAUGACACAAAACCUUCCGCGUAAUCGAGACUCAGGUGAUCAAAAAGAUGAGCUACAGCAGUUAGAAUCGUUAAGGAUGGACGUCCAUGAAAAAACCAUGGCUGCCUCAGCACAUGAUCCCCACUCAGCGAAAGAUUUGCCCAAUCCGUCCAUCAAUCAAAAGAUGGCCACAGAACGCGAAACUGAACCGGUGUCUUCCAACAAGGCAGGGAAAAGGCCUGAUAAUAAAAAUGAUUGCAGUUCAUUGAAUUAUAAGAUCGAAAGAGUUAAAGCUGUCGUCCCCGAACCAGAGUUUAAAAAUCCGAUUACACAGAAAGAAUCUUAUAAUUCAAAAGCAGCAGGUUACCACAGGAAGCAAUCAAGUAAUGAAGUAUCAAUGUCUAAACUGUUGUCUCACAGUUAUGCCAAGGAGUGGCAUGAGCAGCUCAAAGACAUGCAGACGAGCUCUAAAAGAGUCCUUUCCCAUGCUGCCCAAGAACGUAACAAUCAGACUGAAAACAGCAGAGACCAAUACACUAACAGGGAAAUGUCAGGUGGUGAAGAAAGCAAAGAAAAGUUACAUGUUAAAGAUAAUAGACGUUCGAUGGAUGAAGUGGAAACAUCCAGAGUGGAUGCAUCCUCGGAAAUAUUGGAAACAUGCAAUAACGAAGUGUCCCAGAACUUAGAGGACCCAAGGAAUGCUGCAGUGUAUAAAUAG
Molecule: messenger RNA, 1053 nt
Organism: Acanthosepion pharaonis
Lineage: Eukaryota; Metazoa; Mollusca; Cephalopoda; Sepiida; Sepiidae
Source: the annotation of a GenBank genome assembly